Messenger RNA from Pieris brassicae (large cabbage white), 6422 nucleotides. RefSeq names its product liprin-alpha (gene Liprin-alpha). Lineage: Eukaryota; Metazoa; Arthropoda; Insecta; Lepidoptera; Pieridae. Gene Ontology annotation, molecular function: protein binding. Gene Ontology annotation, cellular component: presynaptic active zone. The transcript has 26 exons. Gene Ontology annotation, biological process: synapse organization. The coding region runs from base 262 to 3714 and encodes 1150 amino acids. The record is from RefSeq and is a predicted model, not a curated record.
UGCCGCUUGAACCGCGAUAGUAUGGAAUCUAAAAAAUUUACAUUGUAGGUGUGUCUUACUAGAUUAUCGAACUAUAAUGUAUGCCAAAAUAUUGACUGAAAGUUUGUACGAAUAUAAAGACAAUGUAAAAGAACGCUCGCGUAUUUUGUGCGCUAGUUUUAGGUAACAUUCGUGCCGAAACUGUAGUAAAUUGGUGAUUAAAUCUUAGCUGGUCGUAGUGUGUCGUGUACGAUAGUUUUUCUUGAUUCAUGGUAAAUUAAAAUGUGGAAUAUGAUGUGCGACGUGAUGCCUACGAUAUCUGAAGACAGUAUCAGUCAACGGAGUUCUCAAUUUUCUGGCGAGGAUGCGAACUUCGAGCAACUCAUGGUGUCUAUGUUAGACGAAAGAGAUAAGCUGGUAGAGAGUUUGCGUGAGACACAGGAGCGGUUAGGUGAUACAGAACUACGGCUGAAAGAAGUUGAGAAGGAAAGAGAUUCUUUGCAUCGGCAGAUUUCAGCUAAUUUACCUCAGGAAUUUGCGACGCUUACAAAGGAGUUGAAUCAAGCUCGAGAACAGCUUCUAGAGAGGGAGGAGGAGAUAUCCGAGCUCAAGGCGGAACGAAACAACACCAGGCUUCUACUAGAGCACCUAGAAUGUCUAGUGUCGCGGCACGAGCGCUCGCUGCGCAUGACCGUGGUCAAACGGCAGGCGGCUGCGCAGUCGGGCGUUUCUUCCGAAGUGGAGGUUCUGAAGGCGCUCAAGAGUCUCUUCGAACAUCACAAGGCGCUCGACGAGAAGGUUCGAGAGCGAUUACGUGUGGCGUUGGAGAGAAAUACAGCGCUGGAAGAAGAAUUGGCUUUAACCAAAGAAGAACUGCAACAGUACAAAUCAUCGUCCGGCCAGGACGACAAACCCAAAGAGAACGGCACUGUCUCGACUGGAUCGCCAGAACAGAACGGCGAACCGACACAGACUAAGGAAAGUAGUGUUAACGGUGAGCCGGAGACUGGCAAGAAACUAACUGAGCAACAAAACACGAUCGCUAAACAGUCGGCCGAGCUAAGUUCAUGGCAGAGAAGAGUGGCAGAGUUAAACAACAAAAUGACCGAUCUAGAGGAGAAGUUGACAAAAGGAGAAAAAGAGUUGGCGAAGAAACAAGAAGAGUGCUUAAAAUUACAGCGGGAUCUUAGAGAAAAUGUCGCUCAGAAAGAGGACCAGGAAGAAAGAAUAGCUACACUAGAAAAGCGAUACCUCAAUGCACAGCGCGAGUCCACGUCUCUCCACGACCUGAACGAGAAGCUGGAACAGGAAUUGCAACACAAGCAGGCACAGCUUAAGCUUCAAGAAGAGAAGAUAGCGGCCAUCGAGGAGAAGUUGGAGCUGUCCACGCAGAAACUGGCGCAGAUGUCUUCUCUGCCCGAAAUGGAGGAGCAGCUGAAGGCCAGGAUGGAAGCUCUCAGCCAGGCGCAGGAGAGGCAUGGCUCCGCUGAAGACAGAAUACAGAGGCUUGAAGCGAGUGUUGAGGAAAAGAAUGCGGAGCUGAUGAGGCUCAACCAGCGGCUGAGGAUGAACGAGGAGCACAACACGAGGCUGUCUGCGACCGUGGAUAAACUGUUGUCAGAGUCUAAUGACAGAUUGCAAGUUCACCUCAAAGAGAGAAUGCACGCGCUAGAAGAGAAGAACGCCUUGCAGCAAGAGUUAGAGAAGACUCGUAAGUACGCAGAUGAAUUGCUUCACGAGAAACAGGAGAUACUCAAGGAACUCGCCAAGUGGAGAAUGGAGACUGAACAGCUCAAGCGUCAGAUGCUCCAGCAAGAGAUAGCGUUCAACAUUCAACAAACGGACGCCUUGACUCGCUCCUUAUCCCCAGCAGCUCCGCAGCCGCCGCCGCCGGGCCAGCUUAUCUUCCAGCCUAAGUUGGACGGGUCAUGGGAGAAACUUCAGCAAGCUCAUGUGCUCGCAACUGUUCAGCAAGGUUUCGAUGUUACUAGUGAUGCGGAGAAUGAUGAGUCUGAAGGGGCUGAAGGUGGGCACACGGAUGCUGCUGCCUUGGCUCUCAUGCUGCAGGAACAGUUAGACGCCAUUAACACGGAGAUACGACUCAUUCAGGAAGAGAAGCAGAGCACAGAAGCCAGGGCUGAAGAACUGGAGUCCAGGGUUGGCAGCUAUGAACACAUGAACGUUGUAUCGCGUCGUGCCGAGUCUCCGCCCCCAGCUGCUUCGCCUUCACACACACAUAUGCACCACAAGUACCACACUGCGCCCGCGUCAAUGUCACCUGCGCACGCGCACUACCGUGCGGCCAUCGCCUCUGAGAGCCUGCCUUCCAGUCAGUUGCAGCUGUGCGAGGAGGGCGUAGCUGGAGUGGGUGUGGCCGGUGUGGGAAUGGGCGGGGUCUGUGAAGGUGCGGAGUCACCUCUAACGGCGCGUUCGCUACGACUUGAAAGGGCCGCGAGGGCUAUUCACGCGGAGCGAGAUCGUUUGAGGACGCAUUAUCCUGCACCUUAUGACUCGAGCUCUAUAAUGUCUGGAAGUAUGGCAAGGAUCCCGAUGCACAGCAGCUCAAGCCAAGAGUCCCUGGGCGGUGGCACCAGCACUUGGGGUGGCGGGGCAUCGCCCGGUCUUCCUCGUGGCGUGACAUCGGCAGCCUCAGCCGUCUCCAUUGCGUCCAUGCAUCAACAGAAGAAGCGAGGCAUUAAGAGCUCUCUGGGAAGAUUCUUUAGUAAAAAGGAUAAAGCUGGAUUGCCGGUACAAGGUCAAGGGAGUAGGACCCUAUCAUCAGUAUCUUCGUUAGGUCUAUCCUCGCUGGUCGAUGACGACGGUCAGAUGUCGCAAAGCGGUAUGCAAGCCCCGCUACAGCAUGCGGAAUACGCCAGAACUAAAACUAAAGAUCGCGACUACCGUCACGAGUUGUUGGGUGAAGCGAUGCGGGCGGGCACACCGUUUGCCCUCUGGAACGGUCCAACUGUGGUUGCCUGGCUGGAGUUGUGGGUGGGGAUGCCCGCCUGGUACGUGGCAGCCUGUCGGGCUAACGUUAAAUCUGGGGCUAUCAUGUCAGCCCUGUCGGACCAGGAGAUACAGCGGGAGAUUGGUAUAAGCAACCCUCUACACCGUCUAAAGCUCCGUCUAGCUAUCCAAGAAAUGGUGUCUCUAACGUCACCGUCGGCCCCCAGAGGCACGGCUUGCGCAGCGCUGGCCUUUGGAGACAUGAACCAUGAAUGGAUCGGCAAUGUUUGGCUGCCUUCGUUAGGUUUGCCCCAGUAUAGAACGACGUUCAUGGAAUGUUUGGUUGACGCACGUAUGUUGGAGCAUCUCACUAAGAGGGACUUACGCACGCAACUCAAGAUGCUUGACAGUUUCCACAGGACAUCGCUCCAUUUCGGUGUGGCGUGUCUUAAGCGCGUGGGUUACUCAGUGCGCGCGUUGGAAGAGCGACGUCGCUCAGCAGAGCAUUGCAUACGGGACGUACUCGUGUGGACCAAUGAGAGGCUGCAACGGUGGCUCACUGCUAUUAAUCUCAAGGAGUACGCAGCUAACUUAUCGGAGAGCGGCGUGCACGGUGCUUUGAUCGCGUUGGACGAUAACUUUGACGCCAACAGUAUGGCGCUUGCGCUGCAAAUACCCACGCAGAAUACUCAGGCGCGGCAAAUCCUAGAAAUGGAAUUCAACAGUUUACUAGCGAACGGUACGGAGCGUAAGGCGCGGCAACCUCACGAGCACGCGCCUGCCUCCUGACACCACACCAUCAACUAAGUGGCGUUCUAACGCUCGUGUGACGCCACAAUCGGGGCCUAUUAGGAAUUGCAAGAUCUGAUCCCUGAGUGAAAUGAGACGCUUGAGGUAAUUCUGUCGCGUUGGCGGUUUUGUAUAUAUUGGUCUCCGAUUCGUGUGACAACACUGUCGGGAACACUAACUAGUCAAUACACUUUGUCCCGAUAGUGUUGCCAUUGUUAAUUAUGAAAGGAAAUGUGUUUACUGUUGUUAUUCGAGCUCUGAUAUUAAAAUAGUUCAAAUAAUAUUUUGAACAAAAGAUAUCAAAACUAACUAUCGUCUCUAAAUUUCUAGACACGAUACAUUGCCUCCAGAAAUUGUUCAAGGUAAAAAAAUUAGAACCAUUUUAUAUUGGAGCUGAAUAUCUGAGAGAAUAACAAUUUUAUUUUAAGGUAAAUUUUUUAUAAUUGAUGGUUAGCGUGACGCUUUACAACGUGUAACGAAGUGCUCUAACGUAGAUUUCCUAUGUACUUAAAUACAAAUGUAUUCCAAUAUUUAAUGAAAGUUAACUCGCUUAAGCCUUAAUAGAAUAUUCACGGGAGACGACAUUACUUAUUUAUUUUUAAAUUAUUUUACAUUGGCGCAUUGUCUGAGUGUAUUUAAGUGUUCCAACAUCAAAGUGCCUGGUUAAGGCUACUGUGUAUGUACAUAGCUAAUAUUAGUAGAUAUGUGUAUGCUUCUUUAUUUUUGGAUUGUAUGUAGAGAAAAAAUGUUUCAAUUUCUAGGGAUUUAACUUUUAUUACCAAAUAAUGGUAACAAGUUUUACGUGCACGUGCAUACGUACGUAUUGAUCAUAGACUAUAAAAAAAGUACUAGAAAAUUGUGUAUGAACAUUUUAAACGCUUUAUCCUUGUAUUCUCGCGACACAUUAGAAAUGUAAUCCGAAACUUCAAAAAAAUUUGGUUGUAACCAAAUUAUAAGCGUGAAUAAUAUGCGUGGGUAAUAUGAUACUUAUAGACGUGAAAUUAGAAGCAUACAUACAUCAGUCGUGUACAGUGUUGACGCGUCAUUUUGUAAUCUUUUAUAUCUACGUAGUUAGGACAUAUUUUGUUAAUGUAGUACUGACAUCACUUUUUUGACCCGGUGUACGCUAUAUUCUACAUCAGUUCACUUAUAAUAAAUGUUCGGUAAUAAUAAUAAAAAAUGUAUGAACGUUUACAAUCUAUAGUAUUCCACUCGCCAUAGAUAAUUAAUAGAAUGUGUUUUAGCGGACACCGCCUCAAUGAACUAGAUAAGUAAUAAAAUGUACUAUUGUAUAGUUAUACUAAUAUAAUUUAACCGAAUCUAUUGUUGUAAAUAUGGUUUAUACAUAGCGUUUAUAUAUCGUAGCAAUACCUAGCUAGGAUGUGUUCAGACUAGACGUUUGUUUUUAUAUUGCUUAAUUUAUUUGUAGACUAUUAUUUAUUAAUGCUUCGCAUUCGGUAAAUGAAUACAUAUUACCUCAUAUUGUCUUAUUCUAACGGUUGUCGAAAUAUCACAAUGUUUUAUAUGUACCUAAAUAGUUGUUUUAGUUGGACUGUCAAGUGCAAAAGUCGUGGAGAAAAUUUCACUUUUGUAUUUGACUUUACCUGGUUAUAGAUUUAUCGAAACGAUAUAUAUUAUGAACAGUAUUAUAAUAAUUAGAAUGUGACCACGCACUAAAUAAAUUAACUAGAUCGACUUGAAUUGGCAAAUGAAAAUUGAAGUUUGGACGCACAAUCUUUUAAGUAUUAAGUGCAGUAGGAUGUUUCGAAAAUUGUCCGUUUUGAAAUGUUAGGUGUGUGUUGGUUUAGAUAUCCAGUGCACUCGUUUAUAUAUUACUGAAUAAUAUCGAAAUGUAUGUAAUGGGAAUGAAAUAGAUAGCGAUUAUUUAUUUUUUAUCUCCCAAAUAGUCGACUUUAGUUACUCUAAAAACCAGUACCUAAAUUUUUUAUUUUAAUAUGUUAGAGAAUUGAUAAGUGGUCACAUGUAUUAGUGCUAUAAUAUAGUUAAAUUGCGGCGGCUAGUCAAAUCGUUUCGGAAGAGAUCGGUUUCAAUAUCGUUGCGAAUUUGUCACCGGUUUGAAUGAGGGAAAAUAGCUCUGGGCGGCGAGCGCGCAUAUCAUUCGAACAUUAUAAUUUGUGAAUCUAGACGCAGCCAUUUUUUGUAUCGAUCCUAUCUAUAGACAAAAUCUCAUCCACCCAUUACUUUUUAAUUAUAUUCAGUACCUCCCACGUAGGCGUUAAAAGCUUUAAGUAACGAAUUGAGGUAAUACAGAUCCGAUAAAUCGUUCCUUUCGUGUAGUAUCCGAAACUCCACAAGUGCCAACGGACGCAGCUAAAUAACAAUAUUUAGUAUAUUUUUUGUAAUAGUGACAUUCCAGACAGAAUAUGGCUCGCGCAACCAAAGAGUACAGUUACCUUCAUAAGGAAUUAAUGUUAUAUAGGGUGAUAGAAAAUUGUAUAUAAUUUUUGCAUGUUGUAUCGACGGUUAAGGGUACCGCGACGUAUCAGACUGUAUGCGGUCACAUUCCAGGCUUCGUGUGAGUUAGCGCUUCGCCUCCUGUUUAAAUUGAAAUAUUCGAGAUAUUGGGGCAUUCAAGUAUUGUAUUCAGCUAUUGUGUUGACCAAUGUAAUCUGAACUGUGUAACCUUUGUAAAGACUUACCAACGUGCGAUGACUUACGUUAUGCAUAAUGAUAAGAGGUAAAUACAA